Molecule: messenger RNA, 6722 nt
Organism: Marmota monax (woodchuck)
Lineage: Eukaryota; Metazoa; Chordata; Mammalia; Rodentia; Sciuridae
Gene: Scml4
Product: Scm polycomb group protein like 4
Exons: 4
Coding region: 2529-3047 (172 amino acids)
Molecular function (GO): protein binding
Source: RefSeq, a predicted model, not a curated record
GGUACCAGGGAUUGAACCCAGGGAUGCUUAACCACUGAGCCACAUCCCCUGUCCUAUUUUGAAUUUAUUUAGAGACAGGGUCUCAUUGAGUUACUUAGUGCCUCGCUUUUGCUGAGGCUGGCUUUGAACUCAUAAUACUCCUGCCUCAGACUCCGAGCCACUGAAAUUACAGAUGUGAGUCACUGUACCUGUCAACAAUCCCUCUCUUUUUUUAAGGACCUCCAGAGGAAAGCCUGAGCUUUGUAGAAUUUGAAACAUAUUUUUACUAUAUCCAAUAAUUUAUUGGAUCCCACUUCAUUGUAAAAGGCUAAGGUUACAAUCUUAGAGAUCAAGGAAGUUAUUUACUCAGUACUCAUAGUUUAAUGAAUGAAUGACAGUUCCAAUUAAGAUAUUUUAAUUGCUCAAGGCUCCUAAAUAUGAGAUAGAGCAUAUGAUAUUGAAUCAUGUUGACUACCUUGAUAACAUAGAAAGUAUCAAGAGUCAAAUAGAACAAAAAGACAAAAUAUUCUUCUUUUCCAACAUAUCAUGUAAAAUAAUUUUGUAUAUUUUUUAAAAAUAUUUUUUUUGUUGUAAAUGGAUCUUUUUUAUUAUUUAUUUAUAUGUGGUGCUGAGGAUUCAACCCAGGGCCUCACACAUGCCAAGCAAAUGCUCUACCACUGAGCCACAACUCCAGCCCUCAUUUUGUAUAUUAAAGAUGCAAACACCCAAGACUCCAGGAGCAGAAUGAGGAUGUUAGUGAACGUCCAGUGUGCUUUCUACUUGUGAGAGCUCCUUGUAUGAAGGAGUGUGGAGGAGGAAAAAGAGCCUGUAAAAGAGGCCAAGUCGUAAAUUGUGCAACAAUCUGAGUAGAAUGAUGAAAUGUCACACUGUCCCACUCUGUCCCACCUGGGAGGUAAAUCAUCUCUGUCUAGCGUAUCCACACUGUAUAUGCUACCUGCCCAUUAGGCACUUAGUAGCCAUCUGAGUUUUCAGAACAGUAGUAUAGUAUUGUGGUGCUGGGUUCAAACCAUUAAGUAGUAGCCUUAUGGUAUACCACAAUGCCAGUGUCAUUCACCUCACUUCAUCUCGUCAUGUAUGAUUUUAUCCUGUCACAUCAGCACAAGAAGGGUGAGUACAGUACAAUACAAUUUUGAGAGGGAGAUGAGAAAGAGGAAAACCACAUUCCAAUAGCCUUCAUUCCAAUAUGUUAUUAUAUUAGCUUAUUAUUCUAUCUUUAUUAUUGCUGUUAAUCUCUUUUUUAUUAAUUUCUUUUAGAUAUUGGUAGACUUUUAUUUAUUUAUAUGUGGUGCUGGGAAUCGAACCCAGUGCCUCACACAUGCCAGGCAAGUGCUCUACCACUGAGCCCCAGCCCCAGCCCUGUUGUUAAUCUCUUACUGUGCCUAACUUAUAAAUUAAAAUUUAUCAUGGGUAUGUACUUAUCAGGAAAACAGUAUGUACGGCACAUGGCACUGUCUGUGGUUUCAGGAUCCAUAUGGAUCUUGGAAUGGAUGUCUCCCAGAUAAGGGGGACUACUGUACAGAAGUACUGUGAGGUUUCCUCAAAGUCAGGAUGUCCAUUUAGAGCUGAAACUUGUAAGGUGUCUUCUAUUUCAGGGACUCGAACAGUUUCCUAAGGACCACUUUCAAUUUUCCCAAAGUUUAUAAAAGACUCCAAAGCAUGGGGGCUGUUUAGGAAACAGAGCCAACUGUGUGUGGGGGGGUCCCACCCACGUUUGCCUUCCCCUGCUUCUUUGGAGUUCCUGUGAGCCUUGGGGUAGAGGCUUGGCAAAGCUGCAAGAUGACAGGGAAGGUGGCCGUGGACCCUGCUCUCCUCUUGACACUGAAAGUGCAUUUGUUAUUCCAAACAGCCAACUCAAAAUUGCCUUUGUUUCACAUUUUCAAAGGGGGAAAAAAUCAAUCUACAGCUUAGAAUAAAGUCUUAUGUAAACCAGAAACAUCCGGGAGGAUGAAAGAAGUUCAGGUGUCAGGAGUGAAAAUUAUGAUUGGUUUCUGUGCAUCUCAUUAGGGAAGAAAAGGUACAAAUGUACUUAAGUGGACCAGAGGGGGUCAAGGCUGAUCCUAAGGCUGAGCCAUCUGAGCUAGAGACAAGCUCUAAGAGAAAAUCUAUACUGGCCAGAGACCAAGUUAAUGGAAAAUUUAAUUGAGGCGAAUGAAAUGCUCAGCCUCUUGGUUGUGUGGCUGGGUGCCCUUUGAACCAGGAAGGCUGGGCCAAGAGGCCACAGAGGGCCCUAAGGGGGAAAAAAAAAAGAGGCGCUUAUCUGCACAAACAAGGGGCGGGACUGAGCCCGGGAAAAGAAAAUCAGAGCCUCCAACAGAGCCUCAGCCAGAGGCUGCACCAGGAAGGAGGAAAUCUGGCUUCUGCCACCAAGAAGUCCCCUCGAGGUCCAUAGCAGAAGGCCCCGCAGCUCCAAGCGGGUGCUGGGAACCAGCAGUCGCCAGAGGAGUGUGGCUGAGGCUGCCUGGUGGCAGGGACAGGAGCGCCCAGCCAAGACGGUCACCACCGAAGAGUGCCUGGUGAGCCCCGUGGCCAUGAACCGCUACAGUAUGGACCCCUCCACCUCUUCCUUUGGCCACAGGGGCUCCUUGCCCACCCCCUCCUCACUCUACUGUAAGAGGCUGAACUCUGGAGAUGGCCAUUUUGGGGGAGGCCCUGCCACCACCACCAGUGGUCCCCAUACCAGUCCUGUGUCCUCUGGAGGCCCCGCAGCACCUGGACUGAGGCCCCCAGCCUCCAGCCCCAAGAGAAACGGGACCUCUCUUGAAGGAAACAGAUGUGCCUCGAGCCCUUCUCCUGAUGCCCAGGAUGCCAGACGGCCAAGGAGCAGAAACCCCUCCACCUGGACCGUGGAGGAUGUGGUCUGGUUUGUGAGAGACGCCGACCCGCAGGCUCUAGGGCCUCACGUGGAGCUCUUCCGAAAGCACGAGAUUGAUGGCAAUGCCCUAUUGUUGCUGAAGAGUGACAUGAUCAUGAAGUACCUAGGCCUGAAGCUGGGACCUGCGCUGAAACUCUGCUACCACAUUGACAAGCUGAAACAAGCCAAGUUCUGAAGAUCUUUAAAAGAUAGAAGCUGAACCCAAGACAAAGAACUCAAGACUAUCUUCUGCCUUACCAACAUCCAGCCAACAUCAUGAAAUAGGUUCUCUUCUUAAAAUUAACAGCCACAAUGACUUGGUCUUUUUUUAUAGAAAGAGUGUAUCUUCGCCUUUUAAAAAAAAUUCUACCUGGCUCUUUUUAAAAGGCUCAUCUAUGUUAAUGAUUUGCCAAAAAAUUACCAAAAGCCUAUUAUUUUUAACAUUCCUUGAUUUGUUGGUCACUCUUAGAGUGGGUGCUAUCUGUAUAAUGAGAGAGAGUGGGGAACUGAAUGCUGUCACCUAAGGAGAGCCCCGGAGGGUUCCAAGAUAUGAGAAGGACUUGUCCCUGCAAGGACAUCCACCUCAGCACCACCUGCCUCUGUUCUCACCCAGGGACCCAUCAGUGUGAGCCUUGCUGGAUUCAGCUCUGAGGGUGACUGCCUCGCCUUGCACUAUCUGGAAAACUUGAAUUCUUUUGCUUUCUGAAAAAGAGGAAGAAAGAUCUUUUCUAUUCGCACUUAUCUGAAGUACUGUGUUGUCCCACUAGAGGGCAGACUGCUAAUGAAAUUUCAGGACCCUUGACUGCAGCCGGAUGCUUAUUCAGAACUCAGUGACUGGCCUGGGGUUUCUUUGAAUAAAAUCUAGCCUAUACAGGGAAUUUAUCCCACACAUUGCAACUUGGGAAGAAAUUGUCAUCUAGAGGGUUCUAAUUCACAUCCAAGCAUUAUUGACUGACUGAUACACAACAGCAAAGGAAAGAAUUGGAAGCGUGCUCUACCCAGAUGGGGCUUUAGAGUUCCUUCCUUUCCAGAGUCCUUACUGAGGUGUUGAUGUGUUGUCAUGUCGAAGAAUCUUAGUGACAUUUAGCCAUGGGUGUUUCUUGAAAAAAGGAAAAGAAAAAUGUCUUAACUAAAUUUUGAAAAUGGAGAGUGUUGAUUUCUAGUUGCAUUGCUAGAUUCUGUAGUCGUAUCUGUGGCUAAUUUUUCUAAUCCUCAACAAAUACACAGACACGCUAUUAUUGGGUUUAAUUCAAUUUACAAAUAGGUUUUCCUUCCUCACCGUGAAGUAAUAGAAAAAGAAUUGAUUUUCUACCCCUAUGCAGCUGUGUCCAGAGAAGGACGAUGAAUUCACAAUUUACUAGGCAGAAGGAUAUCCUCUUCUCUGCUAUUUAUUUAUUUUUUUUUGUAUUAUUCUCUUUUCUCUCUCUUUUUUCUUCCGUUUCCUCACUGAAUAGGAAACAUAUCCUCAAAAUAAAUUCACCUUUUUGAUGGGCAUGUCCUCUUCCUUAAAAGAACAUCUACAGUGUUAGAGAUGAAGAGGUGAAUAUUAGACCUUGCAAUCCUUGGGAGGAUGCAGGUCAAGAAGAACUCAGGGCCUCUCUGGGCCCAAAUUUGAAUUAGAAAAGGCACAGCUUCCUCCAGGAUGCAGCCUAAGAGGGGUCUCAGCUGGCAAGUGCAGCCAGGUAGGAUCUCAGCUCCCUUACCCCUCCACCAGCUGCCCUUGUACAGAACAUGACCUGUAUGGCCUUGAGGGCGACCUUGAUUGGAUUUGCAUAUGGAAUGUCUAUGAAUCAGAAUUUAGAUGAGGACCAUAAGAAAUAUUGCAUGCCACCUUAUUGGGGCCCACUUUGCUGAGAAACAUUUGAGAAAGCACAUCAUAGAAAAAUCUCUUUUAGACACACAAGCAGUGGCUAGAUAUAGAGUUUGACAGCGGGGAGGGAAAAAAAUGUUCCAACCCUACCCAUGAAAUUGAGCAGACAGUGGAAGAGCUUCAUGUAUGUUGGUUUCAGCACAAAACAAAACUGCCCCACAUGAGGCCUUGGGUUAGAUGUUGAAGUGAGUAACAGAUUCUGUCCCUUAAAAGUUUGUUAAUGCAAAGUGCUCACUCUGAAGUUAGAUAACUUCCUUCAAGAAGCUGGACAGUUGAUGUAUUCAGAACUGCCGGUGUGAAAACUAGGAGAUCCAGAAAAAUCCCAUGACAACCCAGGUUCUUCACUUUUGUGGGUUUUGUCCAGCCCAUGGAUAUUUAUGGUGCCUCUUCUAUCAACAUAUGCUUCCUUUAGACUUUCACAUUAAGAUCUCAAAAUAUCCUAACCACCCUCACCAGUGCCUCUCUGGCUACAGACACACAAACAAUGGUGCCCUCAAGUUCAAAUCAGUUCCAAACAAUGUCACAGAGAUACCUUGGGUAGUUUUCAAGGGGGAGAGAUGUUCCUAUUUCAAGCCUAGGGGAAAACUGGAACUGGGUUCCCACCCAAUUGCUCUCACCCAGGUGCUGUCUCAUUUCACAUGAAACUUUCAACAGGCCAGAUUGCUGAAGCCAUGAUAUUUAAGGUUUGACUUAAAAAAAAAAAAAUCUCACUACUCUUAAAAUGAAUGCUGCCACAUCAGAAAAGAACCUGGGGAAGAAAUUCUUCUUGCCUGUUUUUGUACCGACAUGCAAUUAGCUGACCAAAUUAUUGUGGCAAUACUGUAAUUAUAAUUAAUUUUCAUCCCUCUCAAAAAUCUUGUCAAACCAGGCAGCUAAAUAGCUUCUCAAAUGUAAAACACACCAGGCUAUUUUUCUCUAAACAGACUUUAAACGGUCAGGCCAUUGGGGUCACACUGGCCCAAAUGAAAGCUACUUGGGGGCCUCAACUUGACAGAUGCAGUAUUUGUUAUUCCAUGGCGGUAGCUUGCCUUCAGGUUGUAGUGAAUAAUGAUAUAGUUUUGCAUAAUUCCAAAUUAAAGUGUGUGUGUGUGUGUUCGUGUUCCAAACAUUUCCAAUUAUACUUGUCUGUUAAACACUUGAAAAAAAGUUGAGACAAUUCUGUUGCCUAAGGCAUUUUAAAUAUUUUAUGAAGCACAUAAUUCCCUUUGUGAAGAAUUUUAAGUAAAAGAUGUGUGUGUAUGUGUGUGUGUGUGUGUGUGUGUGUAUAUAUCUCCUGCCAUUGUAGUCAGAGAGCCUUAGGAAGUGGGAAUGUAUCAGUGAUUUGCAUAUGCUUGGGUUAAAAUGUCUCCCCAGCCUUUCAACAGAGGCAGAGCCCUUGAAGUCUUCCUAUGGUUGUUAUUUCUAAGUGUUGUGCCCUCUUAUGCCAGCAGGGUGCGCCCUAGAGGCACCUGGGUGACAGGGUUGGUUCUGGGGUUCUGGGCCUAUCGUCCUCAGGCAGCUGACUGGACAUGCCAUGCCUGGGCUUCAGGGUGACCAAGGAGAGGCCUCAUGGGGGACCCUCAGGCAAGGGAUACUUGUCUGCCUCAUUUAGGGUCUACCAGAGAGGACACUGGGUUUCCAUGAUUUCCCUUGAACAGGCUGCCAGGGAUUUUUCCGUUCAACAGAAAAAGAAAAAAAAAAAAAGGGAUUGAAGAACCCCUCAGGAGAAGCACAUAUGAUAUUAAAUACGUCGGAAGGAAUACUGUGCUGAGGUUGGUUUGCUUAAGAAGGAAACCAGCAAGAAAGGAAAUAAAACCAUAAAUUCCUUAGGCAAACAAUAAAAGAGUAGUUAUUCUAAUCUAUCCCGAUCCAUGAUUUGGCAAUAAUCUGUUUUCAUAUUUAUGUGAUGUAUGGGAUAUUUCUUAUUUUUCUAAUUAAAAUUGUUUUUUAAAGUAUUUUCUGAGAUUGCUUUAGGAGAAUUUUGUCAAAUCUCUGAAUAAAACUGGAAAUGCCCAAAGGUAA